Messenger RNA from Podarcis lilfordi (Lilford's wall lizard), 37708 nucleotides. The record is from the annotation of a GenBank genome assembly. NCBI's taxonomy places the organism in Eukaryota, Metazoa, Chordata, Lepidosauria, Squamata, Lacertidae.
AGGACGUCCUAUCGAAACAGCAAGUCUUGAUUCCUAAUCCAGAGUUUGGGAAUAGCCGUUCUUCCUGGUCACCUACGGUGAGCUGAUAGUGCCUGCAGGAGACCAGAGGGAAGGAAAGAAGGAUUUGUUGCUUUAGUCAGUGCAAUUUCUUGCUUCUUUCAGGUGUGCAUGGGCAGGCACAGCAGUCAGAGUUUUGUGAGCAGCUGCAGGCGUUUUACUACAUGGCCUAGGAAGCUGGCUUUGGUAUUUAUAUAUUUAUUUACUGUGAUUACAGCCUACCUCCCCCCCUCUCCAAGGAGCUCAAAGUUUUAUACGUAGUUCUCCCCGUCUCAUUUAACACCCCUGUGAGGAAGGUCAGGGAGAGAGAGAGAGAGAGAGGGAGAGAGGCAGUGCCUGGCCCAAAGUUACACCCAGCGAGCUUAAUAGCCAGGUGGGGAUUUGAACCCUGGAAUUAAGAGCUGGACCAUAAAGAAGGCUGAUCACCAAAGAAUGGAUGCUUGUGAAUUCUGGUGCUGGAGGAGACUCUGGAGAGUCCCAUGGACUGCAAGAAGAUCAAACCUCUCCAUUCUGAAGGAAAUCAGCCCUGAGUGCUCACUGGAAGGACAGAUCCUGAAGCUGAGGCUCCAAGACUUUGGCCACCUCACGAGAAGAGAAGACUCCCUGGAAAAGACCCUGAUGUUGGGAAAGAUUGAGGGCACAAGGAGAAGGGGACGACAGAGGACGAGAGGGUUGGACAGUGUUCUUGAAGCUACCAGCAUGAGUUUGACCAAACUGCGGGAGGCAGUGGAAGACAGGAGGGCCUGGCAUGCUCUGGUCCAUGGGGUCACGAAGAGGCGGACACGACUAAACGACUCAACAACAACAACUCUCCCGGGUCUUUGUCCAACGCUCUAACCACUGAGCCACCCUGGCUCAGUCACAUGGUUCAUCUCGGCAGGAUAUGAUGAUGGCGCACACACAAAAAGCCCUGUUAUGUCCACCCCCCCAACUGCAUACAGUGCUGUAGUUUCCCCAGCAAGGGCUCACCCCUUGGGCGUUGCCCUUGAGAGAGCAGAGGGUAUCUGGCAGGCCCUGGCACACAGCACUCCUGAGACGGCCCGAAAUAACUUCUGCGCACCGCUGUCAUCGGCUCCCACCCACCCUGGCUCCUUCUCCCUCCGGCUUCCUCAGCCGACACCUCGCAUCUCCACAACUGAGAGGUGACGAAGGCUCGGGGGCUUUGCCCUCCCCCUCCGUGCCUUCGUUUGCCCCCCUUCCCCGAAACACGUAGGAAGGUGGGUGGCGAACGUCUUUCCCCAUCUGAAGGGGCACCACUCGGUCACACGGCUGCCCUUCCUGCAGCCGCUCUCUCGCUCCUGCCGACGCCGCACCAUGUACCCCUACAAGCCGCACGGCACGGACGCCUUCGGGACCCCUCUGCGGCGCACCCCGCCACGGACUGGGAGGGGCGGCCUGAAGAGGAAGAGCCCGUCUCCUCCGCACCCCCAAGGCUGCAGCAGCCCUGGCAGCGGACUGGGUGCCUUCCUGGACAGCCAUGGGAUUGACCCUCCGCCUGACUCAUCUGUGGGAUGCAGGUAAAAGAAGCGGGGUGCAGGGUUCAAGAGACAGUAUGGUGUAGUGGUUAGAGAGUCAGAGCAGGACCUGGGAGAGACCAGGGUUCAAAUCCCCGCUCGGCCGAGAAGCUCACUGGGUGGUAGCCUGGGGGCCAGUCACUGCCUCUCGGGCUGGCCUACCUCACAGGGGUGUUGGGAUAAAUGUUUGCCACCUUGAGCUCUUUAGAGAUGGGAUAUAAAGACUGGAAUUGUGGCCAGGGAUAGGAAUAUGCCUUCCUGCUCAUUGGUUCCCUCUUAAAUUCUGGAAGCUGGCUUAGUCAGACCAAGCCAGCGGUGGCUUGAAAGGGUUUCAGGCACAGAUGUUUCCCAGCUCCACCUUGAGAUCCUGUGGCCUUCUGCACACAAAACAGGUGAUCUACCUGCCAAGCUGCCAGCUGCUUUCCUGAAAAUCCACCAUUGCAUUUCUUGGGUGAAUCCGACAUGGGCCUCGGGUGGCGAGUGCGAGUUCAGCCGCUGUUGAACACAGCACAGCUGUUCAAGAGAGGAUGUCGCCACCCAGCGGGUCUGAGCAGAAGGAGGCUGGGGGCAAAGGUCAAACAGACUUGCCUACCCAUGGUCUACUCCAUUUAAAAAGACAGAACAUUGGACAGGGCCAGGCUGGGCCGAAGGAACAUGGGCAUGAGAAAGGCCCUGCAGGAUCAGGCCCAUGCAGUCGAGCAUCCUGUUCUCUCAGUGGCCGACCAGGUGCCCAUUGUGGGGAACCCUCAAGCAGGGCCGAGUGCAAGGCCACUCUCUCCCCUCCUGCAGUUUCCAUCAGCCGCUGUCCAGAAGCAUUUCAGCCUCUGGCUAGUAGCCACUGAUAGCCUUAAAGGUAAAGGGACCCCUGACCAUUAGAUCCAGUCGUGACCGACUCUGGGGUUGCGGCGCUCAUCUCACUUUAUUGGCCGAGGGAGCCGGCGUACAGCUUCCGGGUCAUGUGGCCAGCAGGACUAAGCCGCUUCUGGCGAACCUGAGCAGCGCAUGGAAAUGCCGUUUACCUUCCCGCCAGAGUGGUACCUAUUUAUCUACUUGCACUUUGACAUGCUUUCGAACUGCUAAGUGGGCAGGAGCAGGGACCGAGCAACGGGAGCUCACCCCGUCGCGGGGAUUUGAACCGCCGACCUUCUGAUCGGCAAGUCCUAGGCUCUGUGGUUAAACCCACAGUGCCACCCAUGUCCCUUAUUGAUAGCCUUAGCCUCCAAUAAUUGGUCUGCUCCUCUUUUAAAUCCAUCCAAGAUAGUGGCCUCACUCCCUCCUGUGGCAGGGAGUUCCCACGGUUUGCUGCGAAGAAGUACCUUAUUUUAUCCGACCUGAAUCUUCCAACAUUCAGCUGCGUCAAAUGUCCAUUUUGUUGCCCGAGGCAGAGGAUAAUUCGCCCGAAUCCCCUUCCACAUAGAGAAGCACCGACUGUCGAACCUUUCUUCCGACACUAGUGAUGGGGUAGCCUCACCUGAGAGGACGAAGCAGGGCAGCGCAUGCUGCUCACCUGGGUCUCACAUCUGCCACCUGAGGCAGCUCCCGCACUUUGCCUGACAGCUGGGCCAGCAACCCGGGUCCAGAAUGAGAAUUUGAGCCCACAGCGGGCAGCUCGAUGGAGGUGUUGACGCAGUGUGUGGCAGCUGUGGGGGAAAUCCAAAUUCCAGGCUAUGGGAAUUUGAAAAUAAAGCUGCCACAAUCAUAAUGUGGUUCUUCAAAUUUAUGGUGCGACCACACUCAAUACCGCAUACCGUUCUGGUCGCCUUGCCUCAAAGCGGAUAUUGUAGAGCUGGAAAAGGUUCAGAAAAGGGCAAGGGGAUGGAGCAACUCGCCUAUGAGGAAAGGUGGUGACAUUCGGGACUGUUUAGAGAAACGUUGAGUAAGGGCUCAUCCACACUUCUUUUGUGCCCCACACUUUCUCAGUAAAGGUCUGCACUUUAAAGCUCCAUGUCUGAGCACACAUCACUGCUUUCCCCAGGAAGCCCCGCUCUUUAACGCUGAAUCGGAACAAACGACAAUUCGGGUUUUCUUCUGCGGAUUGCCCUUUGCUCUGAUUCAUGGGUGAAUAGCGGGGGUUUCUCCAGAAAAAAAAGCUGGGGCAAAUAAAGAGGGUUUGGACACAGCUUUAAAGUGUGGAUCUGUGUCUGUGGAAGUCUGCAUGAGCUCCCAGAAGCGACAUGAUGGAAAUUCAUAGCAUUAUGCAUUGUGAAGGGAGUGAAGAGAAAGAGAGCUUUUCUCCCUUGGAACUCAGGGGCGUCCACUGAACACUUGAAUAUUCAGGUCAGAAAAAAGUGCUUCACACAGCACAUAGUUAAACUUUGGAAUACUCUCCCACAAGACUCGGUGAUGGUUGCCAAGUUGGAUGGCUUUAAAAGAGACUUAGGCAAACUCAUGGGGGAUGAGACUCUCUGUGGCUACUAGUCCAGGAGGGCUGCUUUAGUUGGUGCCAAAAUAUUGUCCAAAUGUGGGGGGGGGGAGCGAUCAGCUGCCCUUCCAACUUGCCUCCAGAAGGGAGUCUUGCAGAACCACCAGUUUCCCCCAUUCCCCUGGGGAGAGGGGCUUCUUCCUUGCCCCCCAAUUCCUCUACUCCCAUCUCACCCCUAUUCCAUGUUCCCCACUGCACUCCCUCCCCACUGAUGCAGACCACCCGCGUGGCUGUUUCUCCCUCCCCCAUUAAGUGCUCCCCUCAACCCCCCCCACCUCUCCGCGCUUAAAGUCCUAAACUGCUAUUACCCCAAAUCCUUUCUCUCCCGCACCUUUUUUUUUUAAUGGAUGCUCUUAACUUUAUCCAUCAUUCCUCUUUGGGUGGAUUAUCCGAGCCAAGAGAGAGAUAGGGGGGUUAAGAGCAGCGGGGGCAACACGUGUCCCCGUUAAAAGCUUUCCGCAGCUGUCGUGGUCUUUCGUUUUUCCGCCCCCCGCCCCCCAGUCACAUACGCCAAUCCCCGCGAGCCCAGGAGUCCUGCUGCCCCCCUCCCUCUCCCUAAGAGCUUUAGGAGGAGGAAGUGGAGGCGGCGGUCCAGAGGAUGCUUUCCCCAUCUCCGCCUCUGCCUGCAUCUUCGCCUGCAUCCCUGAGCAUCCUUCCUCCUCCAACGCAGCGGGUCCCCUCGCCUCCCCCCCCCACAAAAAAGGCCGGCGGGGGAGGAGCCUGGCAUGCAAAUGAGGCCCAGCUAAACCGGGGCGAGGAGCGGCAUCCCGGACAGCAGCUGUACUGAGGGUGCCCUCCCUCUCCUCUUCCUCGCCCCCCACUGCAGCCUGGCCAGUCCCCCCACAUCUCAGCACCCCUCCCGUCUAAGAUUUCCCUGCCCCCCCUUUUGCAUGCAGCUCCCCCCACAGGGAAGGAGGCUGCCAGGCGCCCACAGCCCAUAAGCCCCUGGGUGCAUUGUGUGGGGGGGGACCACACCUUUGGGUGUUGGGGGGUCCCCGGCUGAGCCAUGCAAGUUUCCAUCGCCUGCACGGAGCAGAACCUGCGGAGCCGGAGCAGCGAUGACCGGCUGUGCGGCGGGGGGACGCGCGGCCAGGGCAGCGGGGGGCAAGGCAACGGGGGGUACCAACCCCCCGGCAAGGGACCCCGGCUAGCCAUGGGGCCGCGGGCGCCCGGGCAGAACCUGCCCCACAUCGCCUUCCUCCUGAGGGAGUCCACCGGCCGGGCCACGGGCAUGAACUACAGGUAGGGGCUUUUUUUCUGAUGGGGGAUGGGAUAUCGAGAGGGGGGGCUGGAGCGGGGGGAGGGGGUUUUAGGCUGGGGGGAUCCAUGGAGAGGGCUUGGGGGGGCAGGAUGAAGGGAGCUGGUGCUCUGGCACGGGACCUCACCCCUGUCCCAGAGGAAGGUUAAAGGAGUUUAAACUGCUGGGGGGGGUUGUGGGGUUACCAAGGAGAACUCUCUGCCCGAGGGGGGCAGAGUCCCAAUCGUUUGCAGGACACCCCACGGGAGGCGUCUGUGGUGUCUGCUGCCAAUGGGGAUGGGGUGGAGAGAGAGGAUAGAGGAUUUGGGGGGGGGGGUGUUCAGUCCCUUGGAAAGGGAGAAGGCGGAUUCUGCAGAUGAAGAAGGACCUUGCAGGGAAGACGCGAUGGGGGGGGGGGGGGAGAGAGUCUCACACCACAUGUGGAAGCAAUAUUUUUUGAGAUGCUUCUUUGCAAAAUUCUUGAGUGGGGGGGAUGAAGAGGUGGGAUUUUGGCUUUUUCUGAGGCUGGCAGCUCAUCCUCUGCGGCGGGGGGGGCGCGCCUUUGUUGGGGUGCAGCUUGCGGGGGAUGUGGUCCAGAGGGCAAGGAGAAGCAGGAAAGGCACGUUGGAGGGGAGCCAAAUCCCAGGGGCAGCUAUUGGGGGGGUGGGGAAAGGGGGGGAGUGUGAACUUGUCCCUUGUGGAUACUUCGAGAUAACGGGUCCCAGGACUCUUGGGUUCUUUGAGAAGAAAUUCUGACCUACAAACAGAGGUUGUGUCAGGCCAGGAUCCUACCCUAAAUGUUGUGGGGGGGAGGUAAGAGAACUAGUGGGGUGAAGGAGGAAAGAUUGGGGGGGUCCUGAGUAGAAAAGCUCUCCCUGAACCUCAAAAGGCUGAAGGGGAAGGGGAGGUUUCAUCUAACUCUGGAUUACGCAGCGAGUUCGGUUCCUCUUAGAGGAGCUGUUUUGGAAUGGGGGGUGGGGAGGCACAAAGAGGCCAAAGCAGGGCCCCCCAGUAGUUACUGCUUUCGCCCCGCCCGCCCCCAAGCACAGACUCAGAACUGCACAGACGCCACACUUCCAAUCUCUCUCUUCAUAUUUGGCAUUUUAAUCAAAGUUGGGACAGAUCUCUGCUAACCCCAAGGUUAAUCCAUUUGCUCACAAGAAAGGGUGGGUGGGGAGGAGAGAGACUUGUAGGGCGGGGGGGGGGUGCUGUGCCUGUGAGCCAGGACGCCUGGGUUCUCUGAAACAGGGGGAGGGACAUAGGAUCUAGAGGGUUGGAGCAAGGAGGGGUGCAUAAAGGCGGGGGAGGGAGGAACCCCCCCAUGAACUUGUGAAAAAACUCUGAAUGGAGGGUUUUUUAAAAAAAGGAAAAUUGGGAGUGUGGGGUGGAAUCAUUGGAGCCCAUCACCUCUGGGAGGUCAGGGAGGGGCGUGGGGGGGUAGUGGUAGCUUAACACAAUCUGGAGAAAACCACAAUCUGCAGGUUUCCCCAGAGAGGGAUUGUGGCGAGGGAAGAAGGUCAAGUUUGGAUGCUAAAAAAAAAUUAAAGGCCACCUAGAAUCUCUCUGCAUUUGUUUUGGCGUAAUGUCUGAAUGUUGCAGUAAUGCAGGGGUGGGCCGUGGAAGAGAAAGGAACUGGAACCCGCUCCCCCUCCCCAAUCACUCCUUGAAUCUUCCCUCAUUCGCAUCCCAGCCCAAUUUAGGCCUGUGCUAUGUAUAAACACCCCUCUGGCACAAGUCCUCAGACCCAGGAAGGGCAGUGAGGCCUAGUGGUGGUGUUUCAUGAAGAGGCUGUUAUUUCUGCUGAGUGUUUUUUGGGGGGAGGGAUAUAUGAAAAUGUGAAGGCAGGAGGACUCUGGGGUUUCCUUUUAUGUGCUGUGUGUGUUUUGUGUGUGUUUUACCUGCCUAGAAAUAGGUUGUGGGGGAAGAGGGGAAGGGAGCCAGGACUCCUGAGUUUUCUGGCACAGGCGUGGAGCCGAGUGGAGUGGGUUUCCGAGUGAGGUUGGGAUGGGCCUGGCAGGCGGCCAGGACUCCUGGGUCCAAUUCCCCUGGUGCACCACAGAGUAGGGUUGUUGCUGGGGCUGGCCGGCUUCCAAACCGCCUCGCAGAGCCCAUAAUUGCCGCUCUGCGCCUCUGCUCAGGUUGCCCUGGGCCGGAGCCAGCCCAGUUCCGAGGUUGGAAAGCCAGAUUAAAAGCAGGAGAUGCUGAACUUUCAACAGGAGUCAUGUCUGUUCCUUGGGGGCUGUGGGAAAGUGGGGAGGGGGCAAGGGAGCAGCAGGGGUGAGGAGCCGGGGGGACUUGCAUGGCAGGGGGGGAGCGGUCCUAGCUAGAGGUGAAGGUCAAGGACCUCAGUUCUGCAAGAAAGAAAGAAAUUAAUAUGUAUACGUGUUUGUGUGUGUAUGCGUUCGCGCAGAGGAGGUUGGUGUAUUUAUGAAAAAAUACAGGUAUAGUGUUCUAUUUUGGGCCGCAAAUUGUAUUCCCGCUUCUGAUCUCAUUCCUCUUGAAGAUGUAGAUGAAAACAUUGCUGAAUAUUUAUUAUUUAUGUUCAGUGUUUAUAUCCAACCAUUGCUGUGUACAGAAGGCGCCUAAGGAAGUUUAUGGCAUAUUAACUUUUGGGGGGGGAAGGAGGAUAAGUGCAUUGUACAGAGGAAACCCCAAACUGAGGUUUAAGUGCAUGGGGAGGGGCGAUCACUAAAAUCAGAAGAGAGCAAAAUUUGUGCUGGAGGCUGAGUGAAAGUCUUUUUCAGCUAGUGACCCCUGAGCAUGUAGAGAGUGCUUUUUUGCAUACCACUGAACCGGCACAAGCAGCCAUCGCACAUGCCAUUUUCAGCACCCAGUAACCACCAACAGUAUCUGGACUUGGAGUGUCACCCGCUGGAAUAGGUUUUGAUUACACUCAGGGAGAUUGAUGGAUUAUUAGUCACUUUAUUGGGCCUCCAGGAUUUGGGGUGGGUGUGUGGAGUAAUGUCCCCCCUGGCCAGGUGACUGAGGGUUUUCCUGCAGGUUGACCAGCUGGCUUGAGUCACCUGGGGCUAUCACUUCCAAAGGGCCAAGCGCUCUGGAUACCUGUGGCAGAAAACCCAGUCUUGCCCCUUGGCACACAAGCCUUUAGAGAUGCUCAGUAUGGCUUGCACAGGAGAUAUUCCCUGUAGGAUUGUGCCCUGGGGUUAGACAGAUCUAUAGGACCCCAGUAACCUACCCCUCCUACCAUCUGCACCCUGUUCUCUACUUGGACCAGGUAGCUCACCCUUUGCCAACCUGAUGCCGCCGCCCCCCAGCUAGCUGCUUUGAGCUACAACUCCCAGCAGUCCCAGUCAGCAUGGGGUGUGUGGUCCCUGCGUUGCAGGCAAGCGCCUUGUCUUAAAGAAUUUAGGAAGUGGACGGGGGCUCCCCUGUCCUUUAAUAUGGCCUUAUGAUCUGGCACGGGCUCAGGGCUCGGUAUGUUGUUGUUGUUGUUUAGUCGUCUAGUCGUGUCCGACUCUUUGUGACCCCCUGGACCAGAGCACGCCAGGCACUCCUGUCUUCCACUGCCUCCCGCAGUUUGGUCAAACUCAUGUUUGUAGCUUCGGGAACACUGUCCCACCAUCUCGUCCUCCGUCGUCCCCUUCUCCUUGUGCCUCCAUCUUUCCCAACAUCUUCUCAUGAGGUGGCCAAAGUCUUGGAGCCUCAGCUUCAGGAUCCGUCCUUCCAGUGAGCACUCAGGGCUGAUUUCCUUCAGAAUGGAUAGGUUUGAUCUUCAUGCAGUCCAUGGGACUCUCAAAAGUCUCCUCCAGCAGCAUAGUUCAAAAGCAUCCAUUCUUCGGCGAUCAGCCUUCUUUAUGGUCCAGCUCUCACUUCCAUACAUCACUACUGGGAAAACCAGAGCUUUAACUAUACGGACCUUUGUUGGCAAGGUGAUGUCUCUGCUUUUUUAGAUGCUGUCUAGGUUUGUCAUUGCUUUAGGGCUGGGUAUAUUGUUCCAUAAAACCCACCUUUAGGAAGUUGAGCUAGAGGACGCUUUGGGUCCCUCCUCCCAACUUUAAAAUUCUAUGGUUCCUUCUGAGCGAUUGAGGUUGUUCUGGUCCACUGGAGAGUUGUGGGGGCCCCCGCGAUUGAGUUUCUGGCCUGUCUCCCCUCCACCAUCUGUUUUCCACAGCUCCCUUAUGGUUUAAUUAUGAGGCCAAGUCACGAUCCGUAUCCGCGCGGCAGCUGGUGGGUAGGGUACUUUCAUACUUGCCCCCGAUGUGGGGAAGGGGGGAGAGAAUGGGGUUGCCAUAACCACCUCUCUCUCUCACCUCCCCCUGCCCCUCCAAGGGAGACCUCUGGCUCAGUAGCAGAGCAUCGGGUGACGGGUUCAAUUCCAGGCUGGGAGACACACACACACACACACACACACACACACACACACACUGCCAUGUGAAAUCCCAGAGGGUUGCUGCCAGUCUGUGCAGGUUUUUGUAGAAUCAUAGCAUUGUAGAGUUGGAAGAGGGACCCCCAUACUGCAUAUAACACUAACGUCUCACAAUAAAUGUGAUUGAUCUGCAGAAAACACAACCUGAAAAAAGAGACAAUGCUCGUACUUUUGUAAACUAAGAAAAUCUUUAAUAAACAUUAUUUUUGAAAAAGUUCUUCCUGACAUUUAGUUGGAAUCUCCAUUAUUGUCAUUUGGAUGGCUGGGAGUGGGGUUAUUGGUCUGUUUCCUUUUUGUUCCUGAUUUUAUUAUGUAUUUUGUGCUUUCACAUUGUAUUUUUAUGCUGUCAACUACCCUGAGAUCUAUGGAUGAAGGGGAGUGUAAAAUGAAAUAAAUAUUGAAUUACGUUUGGUUCGGGUCUUACCCUCUGGGGCAGCGGAAAAAACAAACUUGCUCCAUCUUCCAUGCGACAGACGUAGAUUUUUCUACGUAGCUGAGCAGGGGUUUCCUGUCUGUGGUCCAUGGGGCAGCUGUGGUCGUCACACUUCAUUCAGGUGGUCUUGGGUGGUAUGUCUGUAAAAAUGCAAUUAAGAAUCACGCAGCACCUGGUACAGUGCAUUACAACUUGCCACAGAAGGCAGGAAAAGUAAUAAGUGGUCUGCCAUGGAGCAAGAAAACUGCUAGUACUUUUGCAAAGCUAAGCAGGGUGUGGUCUGGUUUUGAACUGGAUGGGGAACCAUAUGUUGAGAUUCCUGCAUUGCAAAGGGUUGGACUAAACGACCCUCUGGUCUCCUUCCAGCUCUACAUACAAAUCUACAACUCUAAGACCCUCAGAAAUUUCCAAGUGGUCUGCAGCAGAGGCGCUGAUACAGAGUUUGGGAACCGCAGGAGUUAUUGAAGAGGGAUGAUGAGCAAAUCUCCACCUGCUUAAUGUCUGUGUGUCCUGUUCCGGCACAGGAGCAAGGGCACUGAAAGAAGUUGGCAACUGUUGUUGUUGUUUAGUCGUUUAGUCGUGUCCGACUCUUCGUGACCCCCUGGACCAGAGCACGCCAGGCACUCCUGUCUUCCACUGCCUCCCGCAGUUUGGUCAAACUCAUGCUGGUAGCUUCAAGAACACUGUCCCACCAUCUCGUCCUCUGUCGUCCCCUUCUCCUUGUGCCCUCCAUCUUUCCCAACAUCAGGGUCUUUUCCAGGGAGUCUUCUCUUCUCAGGAGGUGGCCAAAGUCUUGGAGCCUCAGCUUCAGGAUCCGUCCUUCCAGUGAGCACUCAGGGCUGAUUUCCUUCAGAAUGGAGAGGUUUGAUCUUCUUACAGUCCAUGGGACUCUCCAGAGUCUCCUCCAGCACCAGAAUUCAAAAGCAUCAAUUCUUCGGCGAUCAGCCUUCUUGAUGGUCCAGCUCUCACUUCCAUACAUCACUACUGGGGAAAACUAGCUAUUUACUACGGUAUAUCUUUAAUCUGAGCUUCUUCAAGGAGCUUAAGGCAUUGAACCUAGUUCUCCCUACCCCACCCAUUUCAUCUUCACAACAACCUUGCCAGGCAGGUUAGGCUGAGAUAGAGAGUGACUGUGAGGUCCAUAGCUGAGCAGGGAUUUGAACCUGGGCCUUCCCAGGCCUGGACUGAGACUGUGAGUCAACCUUGCCCUUGAAGGUCAAAAAAAGGGAAGGAAAGGAAAGAGACGGGAAUUGCCCAGAGUGAUUGAUCCCUACUUCUUGUUCUGUGGAAAGAGCAGCACUUACUGGGUUCAACAAGAAAAUGCAGAGGCUCGAAACUAUUUGCAAGUCACCCGGGAGAGCCCCUUCUCAUUCCCCAGUGUGUCGCUAUGAUGAAACGCACUCUGUGCAUACUCUAUGGCACUGCCUUUAAUACUGACCUGUGUUUUUAGAACCUGCCUUGUUUUUCAACUUCUAAGUUGUUUUGAACUGUUUUGAAUAUUGCGCUUUGUUAGCGUAACCUGCUCAGGCACAUUAGGGCGAAGGGUGGGAAACAAACAAACAUUCAGCCGUGCUUAUCUCACAGCUUUUGGGGGGCUUCUUCCACAACAACCUUACUAAUAUUAGUGCAACCGUUGAGCAGCCUUUGUCCAAAGAGCUCUGCAGCAACACCCGCCAACUUGUUGUUGUUGUUUAGUCGUUUAGUCGUGUCCGACUCUUCGUGACCCCCUGGACCAGAGCACGCCAGGCACUCCUGUCUUCCACUGCCUUCCGCAGUUUGGUCAGACUCAUGCUGGUAGCUUCGAGAACAUUGUCCAACCAUCUCGUCCUCCUUUGUCCCCUUCUCCUUGUGCCCUCCAUCUUUCCCAACAUCAGGGUCUUUUCCAGGGAGUCUUCUCUUCUCAGGAGGAGGCCAAAGUAUUGGAGCCUCAGCUUCAGGAUCCGUCCUUCCAGUGAGCACUCAGGGCUGAUUUCCUUCAGAAUGGAGAGGUUUGAUCUUCUUGCAGUCCAUGGGACUCUCCAGAGUCUCCUCCAGCACCAGAAUUCAAAAGCAUCCAUUCUUUGGCAAUCAGCCUUCUUUAUGGUCCUGCUCUCACUUCCCUACAUCACUACUGGGAAAACCAUAGCUUUAACUAUACGGACCUUUGUUGGCAAACUUAAAUGGCUUUAAAAGAGGAUUAGACAAAAUCGUGGAGGAGAGUGCUCUUGAAUGGCACUGGAAACCACAGGAAGGGAGAGGGGCUCUGGCUGACCACUGUGAGAACAGAAUUCUGGACUAGAUGGGACACUGGCCUGAAUCAUAGAAUUGGAAGGGACCUCCAAGGGUUAUCCAGUCCAACCCCCUGCAAUGCAGGAAUUUUCUUGUGUUCUUAUCUCUGCUCCACCCCAGAAGUAGCGGCAGCGGCAGCAGCUGAACCCACCCCUGCCCUUCGCCCCACCACCAUUUCCUCUAAAGUCCUGCUCUGCCCCAUCCCCACCCCCACCCCAUUAUCUCAAUAGCAGAAGCUCCCAGCCAUCGGCUGCAGUGACCCCAUUUCCAAGCCCCGAGAUCAGGCUCCCAUCUAUUUUUAUCCUCCGUUAACCGCUCACAGCGGUGGCUCCGCUGGUUAACGAAGCUGCGAGAGGCACGCUGGGCAGACGGCAGCGCUAAUGAACACGAAGCGGAGGGGGAAAGCGAGGCUCCAAGAGGAAGCCGGACACCUCCCAGGGCGCUUGGUGCAGUCACUCGGGGGAAAGUGCCCGCGAGAGGAACCCAUGAGUCCUGGCUGUGCUCGCUUCCAGAUCCGUCACUCAGCCGAUUUGCACAAUGAACCAGUUAAGAGAGAUUAAGUCCACCCUGGGAUUGCAUUUUUGUGAUGCAGGCAACUAAUGCCAAAAUGUAAUUCAGGAGAUGAGACUUGGGCACAGGAGGACAUCAUCAUCAUCAUACCAGCAUUACAAAAUUCCAGCUGUUUUCUACUCAUUCUUCACCAAUACUUUAUCAAGCCCUGACCAAGCCUUCACCUAUGUCUUGAAAGGUGCAAGUUCCCCCAGUUAGUAGAACCAUAUGCUGCAAAGUUUUGCUAAGAUGUACCAUCUCACAUUGGGAUGCGGGUGGCGCUGUGGGUUAAACCACAGAGCCUAGGACUUGCCAAUCAGAAGGUCGGCGGUUCAAAUCCCCACGACGGGGUGAGCUCCCAUUGCUCGGUCCCUGCUCCUGCCAACCUAGCAGUUUGAAAGCACGUCAAAGUGCCAGUAGAUAAAUAGGUACCGCUCCGGCGGGAAGGUAAACGGCGUUUCCGUGCGCUGCUCUGGUUCGCCAGAAGCGGCUUAGUCAUGCUGGCCACAUGACCCAGAAGCUGUAUGCCGGCUCCCUCGGCCAGUAAAGCGAGAUGAGCGCCGCAACCCCAGAGUCGGUCACGACUGGACCUAAUGGUCAGGGGUCCCUUUAACUUUACCUUUUUACCAUCUCACAUUAGAAGUGAGGAAUAGCAUGUUUGAAUGGUCUCUCAUAUAAAUGGUCUUCUGCAUAUGCUGCCUCUUUUUCGGUGCCCUCUCGGACGCAGCAGCAGUUGGAGUGUUGAUGGGCAUCCCGGUGCAUGCACUCUGCUUGGCGCAAGCUAAGAGGUGGCACGAGCCGGCUUGGAUCGAUAUGUUGCUCUGUAGGUUGGAAGGAAAAUGAUAUGUUUGAGGAAGCAGAGUUUCAGAUGUGCUCUAGCAAGGCAUGCCACUACAGGCUAGACCAGUGGUUCCCAACUGGGGGUCCGGGGGUCUACAGAACACAGGCAGGAGGUCCGCGGCACCAUCCCCUGCCAGGGACUCACUUCUCUUGUUAGUUGAACAGUGAAAGCCACAAUAAUGAUCCAAGGAUCACUUAGCCUCUGCUCAUGACCAGGGCCUUCUCGCUGGCAGGGGGGAAACCUGUGAGUUUCUGGGUGGCAAGUGAGCUGGGAUUGGGCACAAACAUCUGAUACAGUUUCUUUGGGCUCUUGCAGAGAGAGAGAGAGAGAGAGAGAGAGAGAGAGAGAGAGAGAGCGCUCCAUGGGAUGGGUUCACAUGCUUACCAGUUCUUUUAAAAAUCUAAGGGUUGAACUGCCGGUUGCAAGCGCUGCAGGUUGCGAACGUGCCUCCCGCACGGAUCACGUUCACAACCCGAGGUUCCACUGUAGAACCCUUGCAAGUCAGGGACUCAAUUGCCGUUUUUAGUCAGUUGUAGUGGAGCAAUGGAAACAAGUUUUUCCUACUGUCUGGGGGUAGGCAAUUUGUGGAAAUAUCACAAAUUUUAUGGUCUGUUGGUGUGUUUUUUUGGUUUGUUUGUUUUUACUAUACCUAAGAUCCUUUGCUUAUUAGGGGCCACCCCACAUUUUCUUCAAAAAAUUGCUUUGCACAGACCAUAUAGAGUUAUCAAAAUUUUCAAAAGUAGGGGGCCCGUGGUUUGGCUUUUGAAAAAUCGGGGGUCCUCAGUAAUUAGCUAAUUGGGAACCACCUGGCCUAGACCUCAAGGAAUCUCUCCCUUGUCCCAGUUUGCUUAGCUUUACACUUAACGUAAAAUAAAAUGAACCCAGUUUUCCCCUCAUCGGCAGGCCUUCUCUUGGGAACCCCCCCCCCCCUUGUUGUGUUGUCUGUUGGAUUUGAUGGAAAUGUCCUUGGGGGAGAUACUGUGUCGCUCCGUGCUGCUAUUAGUAUUUCAUAAACGUUCUACACUCCUUGAUUGCAGGAAGAACCUCAAAGCAGUUGGGGGGGGGAGAUAAAGGAAUAAAGUGACCACUAAGAAUUAUUUACAACACUAGAAAGCUGUAACUUACAGAAAGUUGAAACACUAAACAAGUUGAAACUCACCUCGGCUUUCUAAGCACCUGGGUAGGCUUGUCUAAACAAUAUUUUUUCCCCAGCAGGGCGUUCCAAGGAGCAGGUCUUGCAAAUACAGAAAGGGUGUUAUGUGGGACCUGUAAAAGUGCCAAUUCCACCGACUGAAGCAGUCUAGUGGGCUCAUGUGGGAAGGAUAAUAAUAAUAAAUAAUAAUAAUAAUAAUAAUAAUAAUAAUGCUUAUUAUUAUUACUUAAUGCAUUUUUGUCUCACCUUUCUCCGAAGUUGGGAAUCAAGGUGGCUUGUGACAUAUAUAGAUAUAUAUAGAUAUAUCUUCAUAAAAUACUGUUGUGGGUUUGGGAGGGGAAGUUUAGAUUUUGGCCUGAGUCCCUUCCAAUUCUGGGGGUCAUGUACUCUGUGAGGGUUAUACUCUAUCAGAGGAGGAGGACGCGAUGCGAGGAGCUUAGGAUUGGAUAUCCGAAUGGAGGUCAUCAAAGAGGCUUAACAUUCUCCUUUCCUUCCUCCCGCACAAUCUAAACACUCUGUGACGGUGCAGUGGGACUGAGGACUUCAUAAGCAAGUGUGACUGGCCCAAGGUCACCCAGCAAUAUUGCUGCAGGUGGAGGACUGUUUCAGGAUGACGAACAGAACCUGUGCUCCCAGAGUUGCAGCAGGCUACGGCUCUAACCACUACACCACAGAGCAACUGCUCUAUUCCAAACUUUAAAAUGAAAAGUGUCAAUGUUGGUGCAGAUCAACAGAACGAGGUUUAAAGACUGUCUCAAGGCAAAUCUAAAAAAAUGUAGUAUAAACACCUACAAUUGGGAAACACUUGCCUGCGAGCGCUCCAGUUGGAGAACAGCCUUGACCAAAGGUGUCGUGGGCUUUGAAGACACUCGAACUCAGGACACAAGGGAGAAACGUGCUAAGAGGAAGGCACGCUUGGCAAAUCCACAUCGUGAUCAACUCCUGCCCAGAAACCAAUGUCCCCACUGCGGAAGGACGUGUGGAUCCAGAAUUGGCCUCCACGGUCACAUACGGACUCACUGUUAAGACCGUGUUUAUGGAAGACAAUCUUACUCAGCUAUGAGGGAUAGAAGAAGAAGAAGAAGAAGACUAUCAGAGGAGGUUGCUGAACUGGUCAGACAAGUUUGUAAGGCAGUGACCUUAACUGGCCACUUGUCCUCAUCAACAUCCCAAAAGAAUGGAAUGGGUUGCAAGAGCCCAACUAAGUGAUGGCCCCCCCUCCAGUCAAAUGGGUGGGUUUUUCCUCCACCUGCCUCCGCUAGCAGCUAUUAGCCAGAGCUGUGUAUGAGAGAGCAGGAAAAAGGCUGGGAGCUGGAGGCACAGAGACCUGCUUGCUUUGUGCUGGAUGCAAGGCUGCGACUUAAAGAGAAGGAAUAUCUUUGGGGGCAUUAAUGCUGCGAGUCGUUCAUCUUGUGCUCAGAUUGUAAACAGGUGUGAACAAAACCAUAUAUCCUAAGGCUCUGCUGACCUUCGUUCCAAGAAAACUGAACUCUGGGCAGGUGCUGGAAUUCCUGGAAUCUCACGCUGCUGGGAGAUUGCGGUGGUGCGUAACAACACGAAGGCACAAAAGCCAUAGUUAAAAUACAUCAGAACUCAUUUAGAACCAGCAAAUAAAAUAUAGUUUGCCCUGGCAGCAUCGUCUGCAGCUUGGUUUUCUGAACGGGGAGGUCUUAGCUUGCUGGCAGAAGGAAAGCAAAGAGGAAGCAGUCUAACCUCUCUUGGGAGGGAAUUUCACAAUAUGGGAGCCACCACCGAAAAGGCUCUCUCCUGUGUCAUCACCAGCCAAGCCUGGGACUGAGAGAAGGUGCUCACUCAAGGAUUUUGUCACCUGGGCAGGUUUGUAUAGGGAGAUGGAUAUACGUUUACAGGACCCAGCAUACAGUUAUAUGAAAUCUUCAGUGGUAAACCGUUGCUGUAAGAGCACUUCACUUGCAGGAUUCCAAGGGGCUCCCACACAGCAAAACAUUUAUCUUAACUUUGGUUUAGCCUGGAUUGAAGUUCCUCCUUUUUCCCUUUUUUGCAGGAACCUUGGCAAAUCGGGGCUUCGCGUUUCCUGUCUCGGCCUGGGUGAGUUCAUGGGAGAAGGGGGACACUAGGAAUGGCCGGGGGUUGCAAUAUGACUGCUUUGGGGCAGUAAUGCGGAGAGGGCAGUUUGUACGUGCUCAGAGGCACUCUUCACAAGCCCCAAGGCCAUAAUCUGCCAGAGCAUUCCGUGACAUCAGCAAGGCCCCCUUCAGAUUACGCUGUGUCCAGUGGGUUCAUUUGCUGGGAUGGGGCUUUUCACUGUGGCUCUUGGGUAGAGCUAGGAGUGUGGCCUGGCUGCGCAUAUCCAUCUCAAGAUCUUGAUCUCUCCUCUUGCAGGUACUUGGGUAACAUUUGGGUCGCAGAUCUCAGAUGAGGUAAGUCCAAGCCCCAUGCCCCAUCUACCCUCCUCCCUGCUGGAGAUUUUCCUGCCAGCCAUUAUUUGACACUUAUCUCCCUCUCUCGUUUUUUUUGAGAUGGCGGAAAAUGUGCUCACCAUCGCUUACGAGAACGGGGUCAACCUCUUUGACACGGCCGAGGUCUAUGCUUCUGGCAAGUAUGUCUGGCUGUUCCGCCCUCGGCUCUUUGCAGGAUUGCUGCCACCUUUCUGCCUGCACCUCAAAUAGCCUUGUGUGACAGGGAGAAAUUCAACAGGGGAAGCUGCAUUCCCACACCGGAGGAAGCAACGCCUUCUGAAUUUCUGCCUGCCCCGCAGCUGGCAACCCUAGGCUGUGGCCAUCUUUAUUCUGAGCUGCAUGACAUGAACGAGUCUCUCUGGGGUUGGAAGGGGAAUCAUAGGGGUCUUGGCACUUGCAUUCCCCCUGCCAAGUCACUCUCAGUAACUACCGUAUUUUACGCUCUAUAGGACGCACUUUUCCCCUCCAAAAAAGGGGAAAUGUGCGUGCAUUCUAUGGAGCGAAUGCAGGCUCCUUGGCUUCAGCGAUAGCAACACGAAACCUCCGAAGCGCAGAGGGAGUGCUCCCUCUGUGCUCCGGAGGCUUCACGUUGCUUUCGCUGAAGCCUGGAGAGUGAGAGGCGUCGGUGCGCACCGACCCCUCUCGCUCUCCAGGCUUCAGGGAUAGCCACCUGAAGCCUUCGGAACGCAGCACGAGUUCCCACUGCGCUCCGCAGGCUUCGGGUUCCUUUUGCUGAAGCUGGGAAAGCAAGACUCUCCUGGCUUCAGCAGAGAGGGAGAGCUGCGCAGCGUCCCUUCAGCCAAGAGGGAGGAGAAAUGGAAGGGGCUCCGUUUCUCCUGCCGCUUCGCUGAAGGGGCGCUGGGCAGAGAGGGGAAGAUUUUUUUUCUUGUUCUCCCCUUCUAAAACAAGGUGUGUCCUAUGGUCGGGUGCGUCCUAUAGAGCGAAAAAUACGGUGAUUUCUCUAGAAGGCGGCCCUGAAACCCCAAAUCUGGGAGCCAACCCAUCUGAUUUAUCGGCCCAGCCUUCCUAGGCAGUGGUAGAAGAGUGGUACUCUUCCCAUGCUCAGAAGCCCUCUCACCUUUACUCUUCUCUGUGUGGCCUGUUCUAAGUUUGAGACCUGGCUUGAUGGCUGGGGAUAAGGAAAUACCCUGGGUGUGAAAUCUUCCCCUUCCCUACGGAUUACAGUAAACUCAGCCCUUGCUGUCCUGUGAGACUUCUGCCCGCCAGACAUGUCCAAAGCAAAGAGCUGUCUCAAGGCUUUUCAGAAUGCGGUAAUUAAAGCCCCGUGACAUGAUUCUGUCAGGCUGAAUUUGGGGGCUAGCUGGCUCUGAAGGAAGGCAAGUUGGGACGGGGAUGCAACCUGCCACAGGGUGAUGUAAAGUGAUUGGGUGAGCGAGAUAAUUUGAACGGAGGACGCAGGUAGCGUCUCCUUGCGCCAGCAAUAGCAGGGACAUCCAUAGAUCAGGAAUGUAGUAUGGCGACAAUUCAACAACAGCAAUCCCCAGAGAUGGCCAGAGCAAACAUUGCAAAAUAUGGGGGGGGGGGGGAGAAAUUUAUGCCAUUUCAUCAAAUUUUGAAAUGUAGUAUAUUCCAUAUCUCAGUUCAGCAGCUGUCACUAUCUUAGUUGGCUGCAGUUAUGACGACAAAAAGUAUUGUGGCUACCUUAAAGAUGAACAGAUUUAUUGCAGCAUUAGCUUUCGUGAUCUAGCAGGGCACAUUGUCAGAUGCAGCAAGCAUGGCGUGUUAAAUUCAUCUGCCAUAUUUAUACGAUGGAUGGGAUGCUAGCAGUGGGGGCCGAGUAGGAUUGGCUCAGCUGCGUUCAAGCCCAGCAUGGAAAAUGUCUCGUCUCUCUAACUUUGCUGGGAAAGAGAAAGAGAACUAUAGUCAUGGGAAAGAGGACUAUAGUCUCAGUUGAGCCCCAAACAAAUAAAAUCAAAUUUGUAGAUACACCGUACCUUCUAGUUCAUGAAUCCUGCACUCAGAUUUCCCUUGAAAGCUUUUUAAAUAAAAUCUAUACACCAGUUGAUUGUUGUUGUUUUUUUAAAAAACAACCCUCAAAGUGCUUUACAAGUAGUAUAAAACAAUAAAAUUAAUCAGUCAAAACAACCAUUUAAAGCAUUCAAAUAAUAUAAUUAGCAAUAAACUAAAAACAAAUUAAAACGUACACCAGCAUUCCACAUGUCUGGGUAGGCUUGUCGAAACAAAAAAUACUUUUAGCAGGUGUUGAAAAGAGUACAGUGAAGGCACCUGCCUGAUUCCAAUAGGCAGGGAGUUCCAGAGUUAGGUGUUGCCAUCCUAAAAGAUUAGUUUCUUAUAAAUGUGGACGGGGUAACAGUGCCCCUGUGUUAACCGAUAACAGUGCCAGUUUUGAUGGGAAACCGACUUUCAGCUCAGCAGCAAAAUUGCCCUUGAGAAACUGAAAUAUUUUCCCAAUAAAAUAUGGCAGUGAGAGUAAACAACUUCAAGGCCCAUCAGUACAGAGCACCAAGCCAAAAAAACAAACAAAAACCCUGUGCUCGACACUGAUUGCAUCUGAAGCUGUUCCUUUGCAGUUUGCUUGUGAUACUUAUUGCUGGAAGGCGGAAAAAACAAAAUUAAUUCACCCUGCAAGGCGGAAACCAUCUGCUGGCUUUGUGUCCAUGCUGAAGGCCAUUUUGUCAGUUGCUUUUUUCAGUCCUUUUGACUGUUUUUUUUUGGGGGGGGAGGGGUUUCUUGUUCUGAGUCCCACCAGAUGAUUGGAAGUAGAUAUUAAAAGUCAUUUAUGUGAGGAAUUUCUGAGGAGUCAACCAGACGUGUGUGUGUGUGUGUGUGUGUGUGUGUGUGUGUGUACUGUAUAUACACAUAUAUACACAUAUAUACAUAAAAUUCUGUCUUCUUUUCUUAUUCAGAGCAGAAAAAACAUUGGGGAAUAUCUUGAAGAGCAAAGGAUGGAGGUAAACACACACAUACGUUUACUACUUACUGAUUUCCUAAAAUGUAUAUACCAUUUGAUUGUAAACAAAAAUUCAAAGCAAUUAAUGAAAAGAGUUCAUCAGUUGAAAUGGAAACAUAAUGAACAUUCUGUUGUCUAUAUAACGGGAUUUACACUCUUUGGAGAGCCAGGUGGCUUGUCUUCGGUUGAUGAUAUACAAAAGUUGUAACUGUGUAUAUCUAAGAAUCAAUAAGAUAUGCUAAUGAGAGAGAAUUGACCAAAUUAAUGGUAUAAGCAAUUAUGUAAUAAAUCAUUCAAAAAAUUUAAAACAGCAGUACACUAAAAACACACCAGCAUUUGAGAUAUCUCAGUAGGUUUGUUUCAGCAGGUGCCAAAAAGAGUGCAGUGAAUGUUCCUGCCCAAUAUCAAGAGGCAGGGAGUUCCGAAGGGUGGGUGUUGCUGUACUAAAAGAUGAAUUUCUUACAAAUGCAAAACAUGUUUCACAUGGCGCUUGAAACAGUGCCAGUUCCAAGGAUUAAAGUGGUCAAGUGGGCACAUUUGGUAUGGCGACCUCGUAGGUAAACUGGUCCCUCAUUGUUUGGGGCUUUAUAUGCUAAUAUAGUAGGGACGCGGGUGGCGCUGUGGGUUAAACCACAGAGCCUAGGACUUGCCGAUCAGAAGGUCAGUGGUUCGAAUCCCCGCGACGGGGUGAGCUCCCGUUGCUCAGUCCCUGCUCCUGCCAACCUAGCAGUUUGAAAGCAUGUCAAAGUGCAAGUAGAUAAAUCGGUACCGCUCCAGCGGGAAGGUAAAGGGCGUUUCCGUGCGCUGCUCUGGUUCGCCAGAAGCGGCUUAGGUCAUGCUGCCCACAUGACCCGGAAGCUGUACACCGGCUCCCUCGGCCAAUAAAGCGAGAUGAGUGCCGCAACCCCAGAGUAAGUCACGACUGGACCGAAUGGUCAGGGGUCCCUUUACCUUUACCUUUAUGCUAAUAUAGUAACACCUUGAACUUGGCCCAGUAGCAAAUCGGCAGCCAGGGCAAAUCUCUGAGCAGAGGUGCUGCACGCUGACAGGGUCUCACCCCUGCCGGCAAUCGUGUUGCAGCAUCCGGCACUAACUGCAGCUUCCGGAUCAAGCGCGAGGGAAGCCCUACAUAGAGAGCAUCACAACAAUCUGGUCUUGAAGUAGCCAGUGCAGGAACUAUGAUGGCCGAGCUUUCCUGGUCCAGGAAUGGUCAUAACUUCUGUAGCAGUUUCACAGCUGCCCACCUGUCCGUCAAUAUCUUCCGCCUUCUUCCGGAUUUGGCAAGCAGUGCUUUGGGUUACCAACCGCUGCAUCCUCACUAAUUUCUUUCUUCUUCUUUUGUUUAUAAUUUUUAUUAAGUUUUCUGUUUUACAAUUUAAAAUACUAAUUUUACACCCUUAAGAUAUCAAUGAGUUCCCUUCUUCUCUUUCCGUGGUUCAUUUUACAUAUCAUAAAUCUCUGCAUAUUUUACAAAAACUACACUAUUCAGUAUUUCAUUAUUGCAUCCAUCAAAACUUGUUUCUACUGUUGAAUUUAUCUUAAUGCUGCCAGCAUUUUCAGCUGUACACAGUUAUUUCCCAUAUAUUUAAUAAAAGCUUUUCCUUCUUUAAACGUAUGUUCUUCUUGUUCUCACAUUCAAUAUGUUAAGUCUGUGAGUUGUGCAUAUUCUGUCAACUUAAGCUGACACUCUUCUUUAGUUGGGACCUCGCUCGUUUUCCAAUUUUGGGCUAACGAAACACGGGCCGCAAUAGUGGCAUACAUAAAUAAUCUUUUUUGACACCUGGGAAUUUCAGUCUGAAUUAUCCCCAACAGAAAGGACUCUGGUUUGGGGGAAGGGAAGUACGGUACUUUUAAACAUUUUUUUCAAUUCAUUAUGGAUCAUUUCCUCACUAAUUUCUCCUAUCUCUGCUCCACAGGCGUUCGAGCUAUGUUGUCACCACCAAGAUUUACUGGGGAGGCCAGUAAGUACUCAAGGGACCUAGUUAAUCAAUGGGGAGGGAAGGGGUUGUAGGGAAGGAAUCUGUGCGUGCGAGUUGAAUUUGUCGUGUGUGGAGAGCAGUGGCCCUGUCCAGUUGUGGGGUGCUAGUUGCAGGUGAAAAGGAAGCUGGCAGAAUCCUAAGCCUUCCUACAACCCCAGUUGGUGGAGCUGGGAGGUUGUUGUGGGGAGAACCACAUAUGCCCACCCAGAGCUCUGUUAAGGAAAAAAUCCCAGGGUGAGAGACUCCAGAGCCCAGCUCGUCAGGGUGCAAGUCCCACGCGGGUCCAUGUGGUCAGUAAAAGAAGGAAGUUCCAGCCAAGUAAUUUGGAGCAAAGCAAGCCAUCAGUAGACCAUGAUCUUUCUUGUUGCACAACAGGUCCCCUCAAGAGUAAGAACCCCGAGCUAGGGGUGACAUCCUCUUUCUCAUGAGGAGGCCAAAGUCUUGGAGCCUCAGCUUCAGGAUCUGUCCUUCCAGUGAGCACUCAGGGCUGAUUUCCUUCAGAAUGGAGAGGUUUGAUCUUCUUGCAGUCCAUGGGACUCUCCAGAGUCUCCUCCAACACCAAAUUCAAAUGUCACAAAUGGGGAGGGGUGUACAAGGGUUACACGAGUUCAACAUUAGGUCACUUUAUCAGACACCUUUCCCAACACCUCUUAAGUACCCAUCAUCCAAAGAACAAUAAAACAGCCUUCUGGCAGUUCCCUCAUUGCGAGAAGCAAAGCUACAGGGAACCAGGCAGAGGGCCUUCUCGGUGGUGGCGCCUUCCUGUGGAACGCCCUCCCAUCAGAUGUCAAGGAAAUAAACAACCACCUGACGUUUAGAAAACAUCUGAAGGCAGCCUUGUUCAGGGAAGUUUUUAAUGUGUGACAUUUUAAUGUAUUUUUAAUCUUUGUUGGAAGCUGCCCAGAGUGGCUGGAGAAACCCAGCCAAAUGGGCGGGGUACAAAUAAUAAUUAUUAUUAUUAUUAUUAUUAAAUGCAUCCUCGCCCCCCAUGUCAUUUCCAUAACAGCUCCUUGGACAAAAACGUGGGAUAUAGAUGCAAUAAAUUAGUAUAAAGAAGCAAACCUCAGUCUGCCUUCAACCCUCCCCUUGUCCUGUCCCUUUCCUGCCCUUCUUACCUGCAACCAACCAGGGUGGGCGACCUCGCCUGCCAGCUUCCUGCCCCUUGGUCUCAGUGAUGCCUCCUGUAUAACACAGCAGUGGAUGAAGAUAGGAGCAAAAUUACAAUAAGUCCGUUCCUCCUGCUAUCGUCUCUGGCUUCUCCCCCCAUUGACCUCUCUGCCUCCUGCCCCACCAAAGGGCAGCAGUGGGUAAAUGGUAAGGGCUUGCAGUGUCUCAGUUUUGUAGUAUCGUAGAGCUGGAAGGGACAUGACAGGGGGCCACCCAACCUCUGCUUAAAAGACUCCAGGAAGGGAGAGUGCACUGUCCGUUUCGCUGUCAAACAGCUCUAAGCACCCCCAAAGCUCCUCCUAACAUUCAAGUUUUUCCCCUUAUUUUCUUCCAAGGGCUGAGACGGAGAGAGGCCUGUCACGGAAACACAUCAUUGAGGGUAAGGGGGGAGCUGGGCUUGAUAUUUCAGGGUUUGGGGGGAGGGAAGUUACCACAAUAUGCUGGAUGGCAAAAGCAUUUGGUGGAUUGAGGGAUCUGGGAACUACCAGAGGGGUGGCAAAAGGGUACAAGGAUUUGGAGGGGUUGAAGAAGAUGAAAUUUGGGGUGAAUGGGAGUUGGGGAUCCAGGGUUCUUUCUUGAUGCCAUUCUCAAUAGUUAGAUCUCUGGGGUGCUUCUCAAUUUCUGCUAUUUUGAAGUGGGAUUCUGGGUGCAUAGUUAAAGUCAAUUGGGAGGCCUUGUGCAAGGAAUCCCACUCCCCCAAAGUUUGGACCUUUUUUCUUUUGCUAUGGGGCAAAUGCUCCAGAAAGUGUGGGGCUGCCCUUGCUUUCACCUACAUUCCCUGCGGACAAAUGGGGCUGGAUUCUCAUUAAAUGACAGAAGACAUUACCAAGGGUGUCUCUGAGGCUGACGGAGUCCAAGAUGUCUGGGCAAAUGUUAUGAGGAUGCAUGCGCAAUAGGAACCUUGCUUGGAAGAGCCCCUGGAGAUCAGGAGACGUGCGUCUGCAGCUGGGGGCCCUUGCCUCUGGGGCAAGCUUUCCUUUCGGGGCUGGAGCAGGGCUUGGCGGGCGCUGCAGUGCCCAACCCCCAGAGGGCACCGGGUGGGCGAAGUCUGCUCUAAGCUCCAGCCGUUCUGGGGCUCCCUAUGCCACCCCUGUCCUUACUCCCCGCUGCUCUUUCGCAGGACUCAAAGGCUCUUUGCAGCGGCUUCAGCUGGAGUACGUCGACAUUGUCUUUGCUAACCGGAUGGACGCCAACAGCCCCAUGGAAGGUGAGUGGCCCAACCUGCUUCAGAAGGGUCAGGAUGAGGCACGGCUGCCUCCCCAGACACCUCCCUUUAGAAGAUCCAGGGGAGGCCAACCCUCUCUCCUAGGCUUCUCAGCAGCUAUCCCUUUACCUGCGACUGCCUGCCUUGCUUGACAGAUACCCAGCAACGCCGCUGCAAUAGCCGAGGGACUCCCCCUCCUUGUCUUCUCUUGCUAUCACCAUCCCGUUAUUCGCAGUUAGCUCCCACAGGCAUGAUAACCUUUUGAGGAAGGUCGUUAUUAAGCCCAUUCUUCACGCAGUGGGGGGGGGGCUGAGGCCAAGAGUAGGCGGCUUGCCCAAGGGCAGGCAAAGAGCCCACAGCAGAUGCCCCCCCCCAAAUCCUGACCCUCUUGCUGCCAGGCACACACACACACACACACACACACACACACACACUGUGCCCAAUUCCAGCGGCAUCUCAUUGGUUCUCUCCUUCCCCCCCUGCAGAAUGCGACCCGAACUUCCGAUUGCUCUUGCUGGAAGGUACUGCAGACUGCCCUGAUCUCCCACCUCACCCCACCCAAAAAAAUCCACCCCAAUUUGCUGCCCCGUCCACCCCAGAUCCUGUGAGCCCCAUACCUCUCUCAAGCGAGGAACAGGAUGAAGGGUUAUUCUAGCUUCGAAAAGUCGUUCUGGCUAAAGGAAGCUGUUUUGUGAAAAGGCGUCGCGUUCCCCUUGGAACAGGGAACGCUGAGGGCCACGAUCCCGCCUGGACUGUGAUCUGAGGGCCACGUGGGAGGGGGACAGAUUCAAAAGUGGGUGGAGCGUUGGAUGGAAAGGUCAGCUUGGCACCGUAGGGUCUGUCCGCUAUCAAGACAGACAAGAGUUAAACUCUGAGUUAAACACCCCAGGCAAGCAAAAACAUCCAAGGAGGGUGAUAUGAAGAAGGAUCAGUGAGGGGCGUAGUCUGGGAAGGCUCCCGGGGGCCACAGAGAGCCCUGCGAGGCUGCAUUUGGUCUUCAGAUCUGAAUGUUCCCCACCCCAGGUUUAGAAGAACUUGAAGCUCGUAUGCGUCAAAGAGUCUUUGCUCCGUGCGAGGCUUUAGGAAGGAGAUUUUCCCAGCAUGAAAGAGCUUUUUCUGCAGGAUUUUCACCUGCUGUUACAGGCUCAGGGUUCAACGAGAGGGAGGAAGCUUGCAGUCUCAUUCUUCAGCUCAAGCACACUGAGCAAUCCUAGGCUAAGGUAGACUUAAUACCUGAUGUAAGAGAGGAGGAACUUAUGUUCCUCACCUCAUGGAGGAGGCUGUGUGCAGAACACGUUGAGGUCUGUUUCGGAGAUACUGUGAGACUUUAGCUUGGGGGCUGCCACCAGAAAUCUCAGAGAUAGUGAAAAUCAGAGCCUUGCACAAGACCUAAUGGAUACUGGGCAGGAUUGAGCUAUUGAGUCUCAUCAGUGGAAACGCAUGCAAGGACUUCUGCUUGUGAAAUGGGGUUUGCCCCUCUCCCCUCGUGUGCCCCCCACAAUUGGCUCAAGGGGCGCAAUCAGGUGCACCCCCAGAACAGGGUGCAGGAGGAAGAGAGGAGAUUGGUCCACCCAGCCAGCUGAAAUGCUUGCAGACAUUGCAUAUGUAUUUCAUUGUAUAGUGAUUUAUUUCCAAGCCAGGCUCUUGAGAGGUAUGGCCAGCCCCUGCCUCCUUCCUGAAGCCCAAUACUCCUCUUUGCACCCCAUAAUGCCCUCCCCACUGCAAUGGCCCUGUGCCCCAGAUCCUUGUAAAUCCUUACCCAUAUGCCUACCCAGAAGUAAGUCCCGCUGAGAUCAUUGGGGCUUGCUUUCAGGUAUGGGGGCAUAAGAUUGCACCCUUUUGUUCCUGGGGUUAGAGGGGGAAACCUUCCAUGAAUAUCCCAGUCUCCAUUCUGUAGAGACCUCACCGACUGUAGACCCAAGGAUGGGGGUGCUGCCCUGAAAGUAGAUGUGUGUCUUGUGUGCUCGCAUGCUUUUGUGUUCUGCUGUAGAAAAAUUCUGUGUGUGUCGCAUUGCCAACUGAUCAGAACAAAGCAACCUGCCUGUUCUUAUGCCUUUAACAGCUACUUGAUAGCUGCAAAAAUCAGUAAGCGGAGCUUUUCUGAAUGGGGAGAUGAAUAGUUUGCCUGCUUAAUACCUGCAAAUCAAGCAACAAUUAAAGGCGAUUAAAGUUGACAAUCCUGUUUUGUGUCCGUGUGUAUAUGUAUGUAUGUGUGUGUGUGUUUACUAUAAAUGCAGGAACUCAAGAUGCCUUUGUGCUUCCUAAUAUCACAUGAACCCACAAUUGAACAAGCUUUACAAUAUCGGAGAGGAGAGGGAAGGCAAAAUUAUUCUCACUAUAGCAUUUUGGGAACUUACUUUGGAAAGAAUUUUUUUUUAAGUACUUUACUGGUAGAUCAAACCAAUUUGUUUCUGUGCUUUUAAUGAAGUAGAGAUGAAUAACACAAGUAUCUUUUCCCCCUAGAAAAGGAUUCUAGCCAGCUUGUAAUUCACUGAUUUCAUUGUGAAAAUGUGAUUAACAGGGGGAGCGCAAGAUUGAGCGAUCUUACGGGUGUGGAGCAGCUUUUUGGAGCAGUUACUGCUCAAAUCCAGCUCCCCACCUUUCUCUCUCCCUCCCGGUUGGGAUUCAGUUCCUGCUGGAGGCGGAAAGAGGAACUGACCUGGUUACACUGGGCUCACCUUCCAAAGGUGACAGGCAAAAGGUCUGGGGGGGCAAUUUCUUCUCUCACGUCUCCUCUCUCACCCUCAGAAAUUGUUCGUGCCAUGACUUACGUGAUCAACCAGGGGAUGGCCAUGUACUGGGGCACCUCUCGCUGGAGUGCAAUGGAAAUCAUGGUAAAUUCUGGCGUGGCGGAGAGGCGGGUGCAAACCGAACUGAUGCAUGUUUUCUCAGAAGCAGUGGCGUUGUGGUCCAGGGUUGUGAGGGGUUUGGGAGACCCGUUCCUAGGUCGCCUGCCUCCAGCAUCUGAGAGCCAUCCAAUCAGCAUGAAAGGGGAGCUUUUUAGCCACAGGGAAGGAGCCUUCUCGCCCUUUGUGUUGAUUGGAGCCAAUCGGAGUGAAAGGAGGCGGGUCAGCCGCUGAGGACGGGCUCCCGGGGCCACUCUGGAGAAGCUGUACAAGAAGAUCACUGAGGAGGAGUUGUUUUGUAUGAUCCAAAGCUAAGUUUUUAGAAAUACACUGAAAAUACAAGGUGCCUCCGUCCCAAGAGGAGUCUGUGCUACUUCCGUUACGUACAACGGGACUUCAAGACAGGCACAACUUAAGUUGCUCCAGCAGAAGAUACUGGAGCGCUCGAUACAUUUGCCUGUGUACAUGCACAGAAAACAGAAGAUCUAUGUGAAGAUCUGCAAUGAUCUUUGCAAUGCAUCCCUAAUUAUCACUUACUGUAUAAGGUGGUUGUAUAAUCGUGGGGACGGGACGCGGGUGGCGCUGUGGGUUAAACCACAGAGCCUAGGACUUGCCGAUCAGAAGGUCGGCGGUUCGAAUCCCCGCGACAGGGUGAGCUCCCGUUGCUCGGUCCCUGCUCCUGCCAACCUAGCAGUUCGAAAGCACAUCAAAGUGCAAGUAGAUAAAUAGGUACCGCUCCGGCAGGAAGGUAAACGGCGUUUCUGUGCCCUGCUCUGGUUCGCCAGUAGCGGCUUAGUCAUGCUGGCCACAUGACCCGGAAGCUGAACGCCAGCUCCCUCGGCCAAUAAAGCGAGAUGAGCGCCGCAACCCCAGAGUCGGCCACGACUGGACCGAAUGGUCAGGGAUCCCUUUACCUUUACAUAAUCGGGGGGGGGGCUGGCUGUGACUCUCCCGACAGGGACCCUGCACUUCUCAAUCUGCCACCAGAAGCAAGUCCGCCCUGCGAGACUGAUUAUUUUUGCCUCCCUCCCCUAAACCAGGAGGCGUAUUCCGUGGCACGGCAGUUCAACCUCAUCCCACCUGUGUGUGAACAGGCAGAGUACCACAUGUUCCAGCGGGAAAAGGUGGAGACGCAGCUGCCAGAGCUCUACCACAAGAUUGGUAUGGAGGCAGGCGGGAGAGGGCUGGGCCGGGGAGCCCUUUUUAGCUCAGGGGCCACAUUCCCUUCUGGGCAAGCUUCCGAGGGCCAUGUGUCCCUGGCAGGGCCAGAGUCGAAAAUGGAGCUGAGUGGCUAAUAUAAAUUUUCCCUUUGUUUUGCUCCCUAUCUUCCCCAAUAAAAUGACUUUGGGCACAAAACAGCACAGUUUGGGGGGCAUUCUGAGGGCUAGGCAGAGAGGCCUUGAGGUCUGUGUACAGGAGAAGGGAUUAUAGGGACCAAUGGAAGCAAAUUGCUGGGAGAGGCUGGGGUGACCAGGAACCAGAAGAUACAGAGGGAUCUGCAGACUGGAUAUGGAAUCUGAGGAAUGUGUUUCUGGAGGAGCAGCAGGUAGAAGCAAGAUGAUCCCUUGGGAGUAUAAGCCCAGAUUCAGGGUACAAUUCUGCGUGAGGCAUAUUGGAAGUUUACGGAGGGUGACCUUUGGAGCAGAUAAGAUUAAUAUGUGCACUUCUCUGCUGACUUUUCUCAGCAUGGGGUGGCGUUAAAAGACAUUUGCAAUGAAAAGUAAACCAGGAAGUGCUGUGAUUUAGGAUGGCCUGUGGCUAUUAUUUCAGUGAAUCUGUGUACAGUGGUAGGAAGAGGUGGGGGAUGUUAUUUGUUUCCCCCUUCUCUUUACCUGACCUGACUGGUUUUCUUGCUAGGAGUGGGAGCCAUCACCUGGUCCCCGCUGUCUUGCGGACUUAUCACAGGGAAAUAUGAGGAGCGGGUGCCUGAAAACUGCCGUGCCGCCAUGAAGGUACCGUCUCCUUUGCUUUUGCUGAGGCCUUCCGCCUCCCAACUUCAGCUGAACCUCGCACUGUCGACAUCACACACAGCCCUUAAAUCAGGGGAGACAGGCCUGCGGAGACCUCCAGAUGCUGCUGGACUACAACUCCCAUCAUCCCUGACUGCUGACCAUUCUGCCGGUUCUGAUGGGAGUUGUAGUCCAACAACGUAUGGAGGACAUCAGGUUAAUGACAACCAGUUCGGAACUCACAGCUCACAAGCCUUGAUCCUGACUGCCCUACAACUGUAGUUGUUUACUGGACCCACAAGACCUGCUUGGUCCUCCCUGUUCACUGUUAUUUUCAAACACUGGGUAUACAGAAGUCCUGGGGCUCAGAUUACGCACACUGGCAAUGCUCCAAGAAACCAAACACUUCCCUUCUUCAUCCCAAACAUAAAUCAAUUUGUUGCUGAUGUCUCAGAGAUACUUGAAACUAUCCUCACCAAAACACCAGGGCCUCCUCCAGACAUUCUCCUUAUUGUGCAUUCAUGAUUGUUUGUGUUCAUGAUGCUAUCAGGGGGGUUACACAAACUCCUGUUUCCAAGACUGUUCAUGCCUACAAAGGUUUCAUAGCAGGCAUACUACUCAUGUCCUGCUGAGAUCCUGUAGCUUCUUAUACCACAAAUGUUUCAGGGCGGGGGGUAGGGGGUGUUGUCCCACUUUUUUUGGCAUCAUAGCACAACAUUGGGAAAACAUUGCAGGACAACUAAUAAAGUGCAAUGAUGCUUCAAUGAUCCAUUAUGAACCCACCCCUAAGGCACUAUUCUUGUGUCAGUGACACCUGCUGCAAAAUUAUCUGCCCCCCCCAAAAAAAAUCAAUCUGGAGGGGUCCUAAAUCCUUUGCUGGCUGCUCAGCACAUCCCUAAGGGCUGCUUUGCAAGUUCACAACCUCCAUCCUUGCCUGCCAGUGGCUCACCGCCAUGCUGUGCGUUAGCUAUGAUUCCUGCAUUGCUGGGGGUUGGACUGGAUGACCCUUUAGGUCCCUCCCGAGACGACAGUUCUGUGAUUCUGUGGCUCUGCGCCUGUUUCCUUUGCUCCUCGCACCCUCCAGGGGUACCACUGGCUGAAGGAGAAAUUGCAGAGUGAAGAUGGGAAGAAGCAGCAGGCGAAAGUGAAGGAACUCCACCCGAUCGCAGAGCGCCUGGGAUGCACAGUGGCACAGCUGGCCAUUGGUGAGGGAGGAGCGGAGCGUCUGUGUUGGUCAGGGCAGGCCUCAGAAACAGCUGCACAUCUGGGGCAGGUUGCAUUCCAGAUCCUGCCUCAGAGGUGGGAAAGUUACGUAGCUCUGGGGUGGGAGAGAUUCCCUUUCCUGAAACCUUGGAGAGCCACCGACUGUCGUUGUAGACAACCCUCCCCCAACCUGAGGCCUUCCAGAUGUUUUGUACUACAGUCUGGGGGCUGUCGUCUGAAACAUCUGGAAAGCCCCAGGUUGCAGGAAGUUGGUGUGGACAACACCAAGCUAGGUGGACCCCUGUGGCAUAUCUCAGCAUAAGGCAGCUACCUUUGUUAGCCAUAGAGCUAAAAGAAGAUGUGCUAUUUAGGCCAAAGGUGGCAAUGUGAGCUCCUCAGAUUCAGCAGCUACCAGCAGCUAAGAGAAGUAGGUUAGAAAUCAGGAGGCGGUUUCCAGCUGCAAGAGGCGUGUGACAUCCUGGAAUAACCUCUCUUGAAACAUUACCGGAGAAAAGAAGAUGCCUUUGCCCAAGACCGAUGUAGAGCCCCGCUGCACAAUUGGCUUCCUGGUGCUUCAGCUGUGGCCCACGGGAGUAGAGAAGGUCGCCCUCGUAUUUUGUCUGUUCCCCAAGUUAGAGGACUAGAAUGUGGAGCAUCAGCAAUGCAGCAGCUGAGACUGGGAGCUUAUCCAGGCGCUGGAGACGCCCUUCUUCCCUAGGUUUCAGCCAGGCCCUGAUCCAGGGUGGUGCUGCCCCCAACUCUCAAGUGGCCACACAUGCAGUUAGUCAGGCACUUUGGCAGUGGCCCUGAAUCUCAUAUCUAGUUUGCCACCUCUUCUACUCCUGUGGUCCUGAGGGAGAUUAGGGUGGUCCAAGAGCCAGCCAGGCAGCUGGUGAGGAGACCUCCAGUCCUGGGGCAGAGAUGGCUGGACCCUACAGCUCUUCAGGGUCUUGCUGUCCUUCCGAGGUUGGUUCCAGGGCUGGGCAGAGCUGAGCCCUGACGCUCAGCAACCCCAGGAGGUUCUCUCUUAGCCAGGGCCAGUGUGCAUGAAGAUGGGCCUAAUUCAAGUUUACCCCGGGGAGGUUUUAGCAGCCAGGAUGGUGCCUUAACUCCACCCAGAUUCCUCUGGAGUUAAGUUGUUGGGUGGGCAAGCAGCUCUUUGCUCCCUGCCCGCCUCUUCCCCGGCCCUUUUGUUUUCUUCCAGGGUGGCAAGUUUUUAGACGGCUCUCCUUAUUUGAUUUCUCUUGUCUCCUCUUAACCUCAGCCUGGUGCCUCCGCUCUGAAGGCGUCAGCUCUGUCCUUCUCGGGGUCUCCAGCACCGAACAGCUCAUUGAGAACUUGGGGUCCAUCCAGGUAAGGAGAAGGAACAAGGGUGCUAAGUCUGGCAUAAAGGAUGCAAAACCUUCCCCCGUCUGUGCGCAUUUAUAUCUUGUCCUGUCCUGAAGCUUCAUGAGAGCAUGAACAAAUAUUCAUCCAGGCCAGGAAGGGGGAACCUUUUUCAGCACAAGGGCCACAUUGCCUUCUGGGCAAGCUUCCGGGGGCCACCUGUCCCUGUGGUGGGCAGGGCCAGGAGCAAAAGGCAGAGGGUAGAGCAAUGGGUGCAGAUUUCACCUCUGUACACUCGCCUUCAUUAUACACCUUUAGGCGCCAGAUGAAAACAUUCCUCUACCACCAGGCCUUUGGCUGAUGGACUUCCAGUGCCCUUUUAAAUGAGUUGUGGAAGGGUGGGGAUUAUUGGUUUCUUGUUUUUCUUAUGCAUCUUACAUUUUUUAUAUUGUGUUUUUAUGUUGCAGAACACCCUGAGAUCUAUGGAUGCAGGGUGGUAUACAAAUAAUAAUAAUAAUAAUAAUAAUAAUAAUAGUUUUUGCAUACACUCACACACCCGUCUCUGUCCUAUAUCUAGGGAAGCAUGAGGCAGGCACUAUCAAGAAUUCAAGGACACACCAAAAAAAAAAGAAAGAGCGAGUGCAGAGCAGAUCUGGUAGAGGUGUGGCUGGGGAGAAUCUGGGGGGCCAGAUAGAGAAGUCUGGAGGGCCACAUCUCUCCCUCUCACACACCCCACCAAGACCUGAGGUUCUUCAGCCCUGAUCUGGUUGCAUUUUAAAUCAUUGUGACCUGCUCUGGGAUCUUAGGGUGAAGGGAAGGUAAUAAAAUAAAACCUCAUCCUGGGGUUUUGGAGGCGUUCCAUAGAGCCAUCCUGCCUAAUAACCAUUGAUAGACCUCUUCUCCUUCAUGAAUUCCUCUCGUCUCCUCUUAAAAACAAUCUAAGCACAGUGGUUAUACGAUGUCCGCUAUUCAUUGAGCAAUUGCCGUCCCACACACUUCCCAGCGUAUUUUCUUGCCAGUUUCCUUACCGCAAAAAGCCUGUGGUUUCUUGUUUGGGUGAGUUUAAUGGUGCGUUUUUAACUGCACAACCCAAAUUUGCGGGUUUAUGAUCGAAUCCCACCCACAAAGUCGCCAUGGUCUGGAAGUGGCAUUGAAAGAGGAAGAAAAGAAUUACUUCUAGAUUUUCUCCAAAUCAUGCAUACCAGCUUGGUGGCUUUACAAUUUCCAUUUCAAAUUUUAAAAAAGAAACGUGGCAAAAAGGUAGGUGGGGAGCAGGAACAACUAUAUAUAAUGGAGAAAAGUGAUCGUGAAGGGAAAUGGACAUUUAUUUACUUUUUUUAAGACCCUCAAAGAAAAAAGUGGUGGUUAAAAAGGGGGUGGAAAGAAAAGCCAGGGCACUAGAGAGGGUUGCACAGAGAUGAAAACUGGGAAACCCUGCAGCUCUUUUUAAAAUCCUAGUUUCCCCUGGCUUUUGUGUUGGGUUUGACAGACAUAUGAGCCAGCUUCUCAAAUUGCUGGCCCACUCUAUUUCCCUAUUUAUUUUGAAAGCUUACAUCCCUCCUCAUUUUCAAAAGAACUUCAGCUAGCAGAAUAAAAUCACAGUGAUAAUUUUAAACAACCUAGAAUGGGACUCGGCUACGUUGGCAAAGAAAAAACGCUUCAUAUGCCUUGUCUAUGCAUUCUAACGCUCUGACACCAGAUGGCGCUGUGGAGUUUCGUUUUUGCUAACCCGAUUUCUCAUACAAAGUUUGCAACGUAUUUUAACUGCCACUAUGGCGGAAGCCUUUCCUCCUCAGUCAUGCAGCCCCUCUCUUUCUCUCUCCACAGGUUCUGACUCAGCUGACGCCCCAGGUCGUCCAGGAAAUUGAUGCGCUCCUGGGCAACAAGCCCAAUGCAAAAAAAGAGUCCCGGGCGUAGGGACACGUUGGCGCCCGGGACGUUGCACGCUGUUGUCCCAAAGGACUGCAUCGCCUCCUGCUCCUCCUCUGGGGGGUCCUGGCCCCACCUACCUACCCCCCCUGCCCCACAUGCUCUCCCACCAGCUGCCGCCUCUCAACCUGGCGGGGGUGGGCAAGGAGGAGCCGCUUUGCGCAUGAGAACCAAAUAACCUUAUACUUCCACGGCGGGCGAAGUGGGAGGGCGCCGGCGGGUUAGCGCCUGCCCCCCGCAGCCGCCUGCUUAGAUUACAGUACAAAUAAUAAGGCAUGAGCAACCCAGCUAUGGGAUCGGCGGGUAAGAGGCACCGCCUCCCGCUAGCGCCGGAACUGCCGGCCGCUUUGCCUCUCUCUUUCCCAUAUCAAUGCGCCUGGUUUUUAAACACGGGGCGGGCACAGCGCAACGAGGCAAAAUGGGGGGAGUGGGGAAAACAAGCACACAGCUGGUGUAUGAUAACAAUUGAGCUUCCUUACUGCAUAUUUAGCCCCCGCCGACCAAAGUCCCGUGUAGUGUUAUGAAUCACUCCAUUUACUUUACUUUUCUUUUCUCCUCAGCAUCUUGUGCUUUUGUUGGGGGAGACCCCACCAGCUUCAUUUGCGGGUUUUAUGAUGUUUUGAGGGACCGCAGAGGAGCCAUCUUGGGCACGACCCAGUGGGAAGUCCUCUCGGCUAAAUGAAUGGGAGCUGCGCAUGAGUGGGAGGGGCGCCAUUUUGGAUUUCCUGCCUCAGGCACCAAGAUGUCUUAGGCCGGCCUUGUGUCCCAGUGAGGACGUAGCUGAGAUAGCCCCUGUCUCUGGUGGGGAUAUUGUGAAGGGACAGUCCCCUUCACCCCAAUUCUUCAAAUUUAACCUUUCUAGAGUCCUUUUUCGGAUACAAAUAUCAACUUUCUUCCCCUACCCAUCUUUUAUUUCCACUCACUCUACCCCCUCAAAACCCCCCACAUAAAUUAUUGCCUUGCCUCUCCAACACAACCUCCUCCCUUCACCGGCUUUCCAUUCCUAAACAUUUAAGGUUUAUCCCCCAGGGGAAAUAAAACAAAUCCCACAUUUUGAGGACAGUGGGGCUAGGACUUUUUGAAAGACAAAUUUGUCAGUUCAUGUGCUUAACAUGGCCUAGUCAUGGAUUAUUUUUUAAAAGGGAAUAAGGUUUCUGCAGUGCAAAAUCGUUGCCAGAACCUGUUUCCCCUUCCCCACCGAGUGGAGACUGGUGAGCAUUCAUCUCCAUGGCAGGAUUACGUUCCUCCAUUUUGGGGGGCUAAGAAAGCCCAAAAUUCAUGGUUGUCAGGCGGAUCAGCCCUUUGGGCAAGCAAAAGCCAUUUUGCCCACAAGCUCCACUCAGCUUCUCCGAACAAUGUUCCUCGGAUGUAUCUCCCCCCACCCCCUGCCCCAAAGCGUAAUUCAUAAUGUCUUUAUUUGGUUUCGCCUAAUCCUUUAUCUAAUUUGCAGCUAUUCUCCUCACUGAAUGCCAUUACAAAUUCCCCCCUGUUACUUUUGGCAGGAAAGCAAAAUUGGCUCCCUUCCUGCUCCUCAGGAGCAGCAGAAGCAGAUGGCUGAGAAGAGAGAGAGAGAAAAAAAGACAUUUCUCUCUCCUUCCCCCUCAGUUUCCCUCUGUGGUUUUUCAUUUUGCCGUGAAUUUCCUCCCCAGAGGCCGACACCACCGAACCUUCCCGUUUUGUUGCGGAGGUGGAGGCUGCCUUAUCACUUUGGUUCUGACUUAAUCUCUCUUUCUCUCUCUCUCUCUUUCUUUUUUUGCAUUUCAUUUUUUAAAACAGAAUUCCAUAUUCACCCUCCUCUAGGGAAAGAGCCAUCUCUUCUUAAAGCAAUAAUAUAUUGGAAAAAAGCGUCCUCAGGGUCAAAGGGUCACCUUGGGGCAGUGGGGAGAGAGGAAGGCUAGCAACCGAGUCCCCCCCGAACCCCCUUGCUCCCGGGGAGCCCUGUGGCACCCUAUUUUUUGCACAACUCAUUGCUUUGAAUCUGCUGCGCUUCCAGGGCAGGGCCACUGGCACCUGCCCCCCUCGCACUGGCUGCAAAAUUAUACGAUGCUGUGUAUAUAUAUAUACAUAUAUUUUCUCUGUCGAGAAUGAGUCUGCUUCGAGUUUUACUCUAGAGUAGCACUUCUGUCGCUUCCAGGAGUCUCUGCAGGGGGUUGGGGUUGGGUCUGCAGGUCAGAACUGAGGCUGCUUGGGAUUUCUAAGAUGGCACCCACGCACACCCCUCUCGGUUCCCCAGAUCAUUAUUUAUUGCAUUGUUUCCACGAGGGAUAGCUCAGUCAGUAGAGCGCAAGACUCUUAAUCUCAGGGUCCCGGGUUCGGGUCCCACAUUGGGCGAAAGAUUCCUGCAUCGCAUGGGGUUAGACUAGAUGACCCUCGUGCUCCCAACUCUCCAAUUCUAUUAUUUACGUCACACCUGUUUUUCUCCAGGGAGCUCAAGGUGGUUUAUGUGGGUCUCCUCCCCUUCCUCGUUUAAUCCCCACAGCAAUGGAGGUUAGGCUGAGAAAAGGCAGCCCAAAGAUCAACACCCUAUAAUCUUCAUGACCGACUGGGAAUUUGAAACCUGGUCUCCCAGGUCCAAGUCUUUAACCACUAUGUCACACUACAAUCUUUAGAGGUUUUGAACAUAUAUUGUUAUAUAUUUAUUUAUUUAUACCCUGCCUUUUACUCCAACAGGGACUCAAGGCAGCUUACAGAUAAAAUAAGAACAGCUAAAAACAUUGGGGGGGUGUUAAAUUAAAAACAUUAAUAGGAAACAUUAAUAUAAUUAAAUAUAUGUAUAAUCUUUACAUCGGUGGGCUCUCCUUCACUGGAGGUUUUUAAACAAGAGGCUGUGGUUCCUGCAUUUCAGGGGCUCGGACUGGAUGACCCUGGGGCAUAGCUGUCAACUUACAGAUUUGAAAAUAAGGGACCAGCAGCCUCGAAAAUAAGGGAUCAGCAGCCAAAAUAAGGGACCAACAAUUACUUUGAUAAAAUACAUAUUUUGUUGCAUGCAAAUGGCUUUAGAUACCUAUUAGGUCCAUAAAUUACCAUAUAGCAUAUAUUCAAUACAAAAAAAUAACAGCAACAAUUUGUUGUUGACAAAGGACAGCCGGACAUAGAAAGGGCCCCAUUAACGUCAGUAGCUUAUUUAAGGGACAUCAUCAAUAAGGGACAGCAGCAGGACAUGGCGCUGGGAUAAGGGACUGUCCCGCCAAAUAAGGGACGCUUGACACCUAUGCCCUGGGAUUCCCUUUCCAACCCUACAAUUCUUAAGGUUUUUAAGAUUCUAUCUGUUUGUGGCCCAGAUUUGUACCCCACAAAAGCUCAGGGCAAGGAAUCUGUUUAGAAACUGCUUAGGAAAUCUGAAGUGGGGCUGGCGGGGGUGGGAGACUGAAUAUAUUCAAUUUUUAGAAGAGAUUUCCAAACCGACAGGCAGAUAUUUUUAAAUGGCAAAACGGGGUUCAGGUCAGUUUUGCCUGGGAGCUGGACUCCUGGGCUCCUGCCCCCAGAUAUGACUAGGUUGUACAAGGUGUUUCUCUGUGCGUGAAUCUAGUAAUAUUUAGCCGCCUUUUGAUAAUGUUCUUUUGGAUCCGCAAAGGGAAGGAGGCUAGGCGAGAAAGCCCUGAAAGAUUUCAAAGCGCAGAGCUCGUUCCAAGGGAGAGCAGCUCCCUCUGCAGCACAGCAGAGGCAUUGCAGGCCUGUGCACAAAUCGCCCCUUUCCCCCUAAAGGAGAGAGAAAAGAGCUAUUUCUACUGAAAAGCAGUCCCCCUGCAGAGACCACCUUGCAGGGAUUUUUAAAAAAUGCUUGAUAUAAGUAGAAUGGGCACGUGGCUUUCAAAGAGGUUUUUUUUUUGCCCCUUCUUUUUUGGGUGUGUGUGUGUGUGUGUUUGGGCAGUGG